This is a messenger RNA of Thyridium curvatum, 6174 nucleotides long. RefSeq lists its product as uncharacterized. The record is from RefSeq and is a predicted model, not a curated record. The transcript has 3 exons. NCBI's taxonomy places the organism in Eukaryota, Fungi, Ascomycota, Sordariomycetes, Thyridiales, Thyridiaceae. Gene Ontology annotation, cellular component: phagophore assembly site; extrinsic component of membrane. Gene Ontology annotation, molecular function: phosphatidylinositol-3-phosphate binding. Gene Ontology annotation, biological process: reticulophagy; autophagy of mitochondrion; piecemeal microautophagy of the nucleus. The coding region runs from base 1 to 6174 and encodes 2057 amino acids.
AUGGCGGCCCUGUUCGAGACGUUCCGGGCGUCGUCCAUGCCCAAGCGGCUUCUUCGAUAUGCCCUGUCCCGACUAGAUCUCCUAGAUGCGGAGACUUUGGACAUGGAGAAUCUCGAUUUGGCACUGGGAAGGACGAAUACACUCGAGUUCAGAGAUGCCGGCAUCAAGCUCAAGAAACUCAGAAAACUGCUCAACCUCCCGCCGUCCUUUCAUUUGCUCAAGGCCAAGGUCGCCGUGCUCAGAAUCACGAUACCCAUCGAUUUCUACACCAGCCCGAUUACGGUCGAAGUUGACGGGGUCGAUGUCCGCCUCAAAUUCACACCGAAGGACGAGACGGAACAGCAGAGGAAGAGGAGGGAAAAGAGCUCAGAGGCUUCAGAGAUUGUCCCCAACCCCGUCGACCUUGCCGAGUCGUUCCUCGAACAACAGCCGCCCGCCGAGAGGAAGCAACUGGAGGAGGCCCUUGUUGCCGAGACCCACGACAUGGGUGCCUCGCUGGCGAUGAGUGAGGACGAGAAUGACGAGGAUAGUCAAUACGGCACUGGCCAGGCCCUCUCGCUGCCGGCUUUCAUGGCCGACUUUCUUCAGGGGAUUGUCGACCGCUUGCAGGUCAGCAUCCGCGGGGUAACAUUUCAGGUCGACGUCGAGGUCAUGCUUGAUAAUGCCGCUACGACGCCGGAAUUAGUGACGCUUCAGCUCGCGAUGGAUGGGGUCAGUGUCGAGGGUGUAACGGUCGGUGCCCUCGACGAAAGCGAUGGUCCGAGGAUAGUUCCCAAGGAAGGAAAACGGCAUAUCUCCCUGGACAACAUCCGCGCUUUUCUCAUCACUGAGACUAAUGUUUUCUCUUCACUGGCACAAUCGCCGUCUAUACCCUCCUCACUCGCCUCCCGAUCACCGAGCGUCAGCACUGGGCCGGCGUUCUCUAGGGAAGCUUCCAUUGCGGGCCGUACGAUGGACGAGGGGUCAUUUGACGGGUCGAUCGAAGUCGAUUCAGGCAAUGACCCAAUGCAAGACAGCGAGGAUGCAUUUGAUAUUCCUUACGAGUUCGACGCCCCUGGAGAGGAGCAGGAUGAUCUGCCGGAAGGGGCCGCCUCGCCUGCUUCUUCACUCUCGACACCGCGGGCCUCCUUGUACCAGGGGUCACCUGCGUCUAGCCAGUCCCCUAUCGAGCCGAUGGGGCCAAUAGACUCGCAGGCGCUGCACUAUAGCACUCUUAUCAGGGGAGCUGAGGACGAGCCAGACCCACGGGAGUCAGGACAUCUCGACGCGGCCUUCCCGUGGGAGCCAAUGGAAGAUUCGGUCGACUCAUCGCCUGCAAGUGACACAUCUAGUUCCGGAGCGGUCGAGGAUCUGGCGCAAUCUCAUGUCUUCAGCCACGAGGAGGCUGAAAGUAUGUACAUGAGCGCCUUCUCCCAGACCGAGUCUACGCGGCUGCGCUCCGCCAUGCCAGGCGGUUGGGAUUCCCCUGCGCAUAGCCCCGACAAUUCUCCCAAGGCUCAACGGAUGGAGCCGAAACCAAGCCCGCCUCCCGAGGAUGUGGAGCUGCCAUCGGAGGAGAUCACACCCUCUGACCCUUUGCAGGCCUCAGAAGUUCACCCUAUUCAAUCUCAUGUUGAGAUUGCAGAGCGGGAGCCAUCUCCAAAGCCGGAUCACGAUCCAGUUGAGACCACGCCUCCCCAAGUUCCGGAUGAGAUCCCGCAAGAUGGGGCCGCGACGCCAAGAGGACCAACCCGACUUGUGAAAGAAGUAUUAUCAAUGAAGACCCUCUCUGUCCACAUUCCCUCAAAUCACAAGCACAUCCAAGUCCCGAUCCCGACCCCAAGCUCCAUGGGACGGUCCGUCGCUCCAAAUCUUCCUGGGGCCUUCUCCGUUCACAGCUCCUUACCGACACCAUCGGUGAGCCAAUUGGAUCAGUCGCAUGCUCCAGAAGUACAGCCUCCCCAAAAAGACAACAUCUUAGAAAUAAACCUGUCUCCGCUGGAGCUCCGGUUCGAUGCGUCCAUCGGGUUCCUCAUUGCCCGCAUCAUAGGCGAGCUUCUGGCCUCUCUGACUGGCUCAGAGACGAAUCCCAAAGAACAGACAACCGCAACUGUCGACAAGAAGGAGUCAUCUCCUCUUAAUGUGAGGAUCACAGCAGAGAAGAUAUCGCUGCUGUUCCUGGACAAGCUUGCUGGGGUUGCUGAUACCGCAGAGAGGAUACUCGGUCAGCAAUCGGCUGGAUUCCAGCACGAUGUGCUCCUUCAGGCCAUCCUCGAGAACCUCAAGGUCGAGACGGCACAAUCUACCGUGUCGACCGAAACAGUUGUCGACCUUGAGAAGUUUCGUUUUGGGUAUGCAAAUGCCGACAUCAUCUGCUUUGAUCGCGAAAUCCAGAUGCGCACAUCUGUUAGAGACGUUUUCCCUGCUGGAGGGGCAGAUGUUUCGAUGAAGCUCACGCAGUACCCGGAUGUGACGAGAUGCGAAAUCAACACCCUCCCGCUCAUGGUACAGGUCGACUUGCAGAGGCUUGACGAGACCUUCAGCUGGUUUGGUGGCCUGAGUAGUUUCCUGGGUAUGGGCUCAUCCAUGGCAUCGACAACGUCAAUGAUGAGCCCGGUGAAGACCACACCCAAGCCGCGAGGUGUGCGAUUUGACACACCGCAUAGCCCUGGAGCUCCUGCUGCCGAGGAAUCUUCUCUUACGCAUGAGAGCAAGAUUGACGUGCGAGUCGGUGGUAUGCACCUGGGCAUUAUCGGUAGGGACUGCAGUGUCUCGUUGGAUACCAGCGCCGUCAAAAUUGCCAGCCGACAGAAUCUGCUCGGCGUCACGAUUAGCAGGGUUCGCCUGGCAGGCCCCAAUCUGAGAAAUUCUCGAAGCGAGACGCCCGUCGUCGCGGAGAUCUCCAAUACGCGGCUCGAAUACCAGCCAGGUCCUCGCGACACUGAUUUGGAAAGGCUCUUGGAACUCAUUACGCCUUCCAAGGUAAAGUUUGAUGAUAGUGACGACGUUAUCAUGGUAGACACGCUUCUCAGGCAAAGGAGGAAGGGCCCGAUCCUGCGGCUGACCUCUGACGAGGCUCGAGUGACUGUGCGGAACAUUGCACAGCUCCAGUGCUUGCCCGCUCUGGGGGAGGAACUCGCACGCCUGGGCACAGUGGCAAAGUACCUGCCCGAGGAUGACCGACCCGGCCUGCUGACUCUGGGCCUCAUUCGCAAAUGCAAUGUCUCCGUCGACGUGGGUGGGCGUUUCGGUACCGUCGAAACCUCGCUGCAAGACCUGGAGGUCGCCCAGAUCACGAUGCCUUCCUUGGUCGCAGUCGCCGUGGGUGGAGUGACGGUCACUCGCAACCAGAUUGAGGACCUCAUAGGGUCCUCGAAUCUGCCACCCAGUCAAGACGACCAAAGCCCGGUGCUCAUGAUCCGCAUUAUCGGCGACGAGAUCGAGCCCGUGAUCAAGGUCAAGAUGCGAGGCCUGAACUUCGAGUAUCGCGUGUCGACCAUCAUGGACGUGCUCGAUCUCGCCGACGACGCGACGCCGCAAGAUUUCGAGGCCAGCCUUGCCGCGUCUGUCGCGAACUUGGGCGAACAGGCGCACACUGCCAUCACUGGGAGGACUUCGAAAUCGAGCCCCGUCACUGCGGGCAGAGCUUCCACAGGGACCGGGAAGCCUACGACAGUCGACCUGGCAAUCCGAGAGUGCAUCCUCGGGCUGAACCCGCUGGGUUUGACGUCCAAGCUCAAUAUCGUGCUUGUCGAGGCCCAGGUUGCAGUGACGCUGCCCAAAGACGAGAACGUGCAGACUACUGGCACCUUCCACAAGGCCUCGCUGCUCUUGAUCGACGAUAUCUCGACGGUCUCGUCCGGGGCUGUUACCUUUGUGCCCAGCCAUACUAAACGCCUCUCUGGUGGCGCACCUCCCUCUCGUGACCUUGUAAGCCAUCUCUGCGCCAAGGGGUUUGUGGACAUCUGCCAAAUCUCUUCCGCCAAGGCUACGGUCAAGAUUGCAACUGGUGAUGAUGGACAGAAGCGUGUCAAUGUUGACUUCCGGGAUGAUCUGCUAGUGCUUGAGACCUGCGCAGACUCGGCGCAGACUCUGAUUGCUCUCGCCAACGCCUUGACGCCACCGACUCCCCCUAGCAAGGAGAUCAAAUUCAAGACGGAAGUGAUGCCGGUCAAGGAUCUUCUAGCGUCCAUAUCGAUAGAUGCUUUCGGUAACGCUGAGGGCAACUACAAUCUCGAGGACGACUUUGCACUUUCCGAGGCACCGGGCGAGGAGGAAGAUCCCUUUGGAGACUACACUGGCUCUGUCAUAUCUGAUGACGGUAUACUCGGCGGCGAUCUGGAUGAGGUUCAGGGGACCCUGUUCGACGCAUCUGCCUCCAAUUUCACGGAGAGUAUAGCUGGCCAGGAGCCGGCUGAUCUCCUGGAGGACGACGACCUCAGCAUUCAUGAGGAUCAUUUCGGCGCCGGAUCGGAGCUUGAAGGCACCGCUCAUCGGUGGAACUCGGCCAAGAAUACUUAUGAUCAUUCGAAGAACCCGAUGGCCAAGAAGAGCCCGUUCAGGGUUUGCGUCAGAGACGUACAUGUCAUCUGGAACCUUUUUGACGGGUACGACUGGCAGCACACGCGCGACGUCAUCACCAAGACUGUUCACGAGGUCGAGGCCAAGGCGUACGAGCGCAGGUCCCGGGCUGAGCGUCGCGCUAUGUAUCAGGAGGAAGAAGAGGAAGAGGAGACUGUCAUUGGCGAUUUCCUCUUCAACUCAAUCUACAUUGGCAUCCCGGCCAACCACGACCCGAGAGAGCUCACGCAGGCCAUCAACCAGAACCUAUAUGGCGACCGCAUGACCGAGACGGAAUCGGUGACGACAACCGUGACGGCGACGCCCAGCCGUGUGGGAGGAGGCCACCAUCCCAGAGCGAAGAAGCUCAAGCUCCACAGGAGCCGGCACCACAAGAUCACGUUUGAACUCCGGGGACUGAAUGUCGACUUGGUGGUCUUCCCUCCAGGGUCGGGCGAGACUCAGAACUCGAUCGAUGUGAGGGUUCAGGACCUCGAGAUCUUUGAUCACGUCCCGACGUCGACGUGGAAGAAGUUUGCAACGUACGAUCAGGAUGCUGGGGAGAGGCAGCUCAAAGCCCCGAUGGUCCAUCUCGAGAUACUCAACGUGAGGCCCGUUCCCGAGCUGGCGGCUACCGAGAUCGUCCUGCGGGCUACGGUCUUGCCUCUGCGGCUCCACGUUGACCAGGACGCGCUCGACUUCAUCACGCGGUUUUUUGAGUUCAAGGACGACUCUUCGCCCGUACAUGCUUCGCCCAGCGACGUUCCGUUCAUCCAGCGGGCCGAGAUCAAUUCGAUCCCUGUGCAGCUCGACUUCAAGCCCAAGAGGGUGGACUAUGCAGGGCUCCGGUCUGGCCAUACCACUGAGUUUAUGAACUUUUUGAUCCUGGAGAGCGCCAGGAUGACGCUCCGACACACAAUCAUCUACGGCACGUCUGGGUUCGACAGGCUGGGCAAGACGCUCAACGACAUCUGGAUGCCAGACGUCAAGCGGCACCAGCUGCCUGGUGUGCUGGCCGGUCUGGCCCCUGUCCGGUCGCUGGUCAACGUUGGCAGCGGGUUCAAGGACCUGAUCGAGAUCCCCAUCCGAGAAUACCAGCGCGACGGGCGCAUCGUGCGGUCCAUCUCCAAGGGAGCGGCGGCCUUUGCCAAGACGACGGGGACGGAGCUGGUCAAGCUCGGGGCCAAGGUGGCGACAGGCACGCAGUACGUCCUCCAGGGGGCGGAGGGCAUGCUGGUCAGACGGCCCGCAGCGGCGGCGUCUCCGGGCGGCGGCGGCGGCGACUGGGAGGAAGACGACAUGUCGGACGAGGAGCAGCGGAAGCAGAUCAGCCUGUACGCGGACCAGCCGACCGGGGUGGUGCAGGGCUUGCGGCACGCGUACACGAGCCUGGCGCGGGACCUCAACACGGCGCGCGACGCUAUCAUCGCGGUGCCGGCCGAGGUGCGGGAGAGCGCGAGCGCCAAGGGGGCGGCGAGGGCGGUGAUGAAGAGGGCGCCGACCAUCAUCUUCCGGCCGGCGAUCGGGGCGACCAAGGCGAUUGGGCAGACGCUGCUCGGGGCGACCAACACGCUUGAUCCGCGGAACAUCAGGCGCAUGGAGGAGAAAUACAAGUCUGGCCCUGGGCGGAUGUAG